AUGUCAAACAAAGAAGCUAUUGAAGCUUUAAACUAUAUGUUAAAAGACAUAAAUAAUUCCACUCUUCCUUUUGGUGGUAAAGUUAUAGUUUUUGGAGGUGAUUUCCGUCAAGUAUUACCUGUUGUUCCUAAAGGUACAAGAGAACAAAUGAUUAAUGCAAGUUUAGUAAAAUCUGAGUUAUGGCCCUUAUUUACUAAAAUUACAUUAACAGACAAUAUGCGGGCCAAACAAGAUCCCUUAUUUAGCAAUUAUUUAUUAAAUAUUGGCAAUGGAACCGAGCCAACUAUAGAUGGAAAGAUACAGCUACUCUCAUCGAUGAUUUUACCUUAUGAGGAUGAUGAUACUUCGCUAAAUAACUUAAUAGAUUUCGUAUUUCCAGAUAUUAAUAACUACACAGAAAAUAUGAAUACAAUACUCAAUCGCGUGAUUUUAACUCCGAAAAACGAGUAUGUUGACCAUAUUAAUAAAAUUCUCAUUAAUCGAUUUUCGGGUAACUCCAUAAAAUAUUAUAGUUUUGAUGAAACCGUAGAUAAAAAUGAACAGGGAGUACAAGAAGACUUCAUGAAUAGCUUAACACCAAGUGGAUUCCCAGCCCAUGAAUUAACACUAAAAUUAAAUUGUCCAAUUAUAUUACUUCGUAAUAUUAAUACUUCUGAAGGAUUAUGUAAUGGAACACGUCUAAUAUGUCGACAAUUUGGCUCUAAUAUUAUUGAUGCUGAAAUAGUUACUGGUGAUCAUUGUGGAAAGAGAAUUUUUUUACCCAGAAUACCUUUUACUCCAUUGGAAAAUGAAAAAAAUAUAUUCCCAUUUAAACGCACUCAGUUUCCCAUUAGAUUAAGUUUUGCUAUGACUAUUAACAAAGUUCAAGGACAAACGUUAGAUUCUGUUGGUGUAUUCUUACCAGAGCCUGUUUUCUCUCAUGGACAAUUAUAUGUUGCUCUAUCUAGAGCAAAAACUUUAUCAGCUUUAAGAGUUAUCAUUAGACCACCAUCAGGCAACGAAGCUGACAAUAAUCAUACCUUGAACAUUGUUUAUGAAGAAAUCUUAUUAUUAAGCAAUACUAUAUAA
This is a messenger RNA of Cannabis sativa, 1068 nucleotides long. RefSeq lists its product as uncharacterized. The transcript has a single exon. NCBI's taxonomy places the organism in Eukaryota, Viridiplantae, Streptophyta, Magnoliopsida, Rosales, Cannabaceae. The record is from RefSeq and is a predicted model, not a curated record. The coding region runs from base 1 to 1068 and encodes 355 amino acids. Gene Ontology annotation, biological process: telomere maintenance; DNA repair. Gene Ontology annotation, molecular function: DNA helicase activity.